This is a messenger RNA of Lycium ferocissimum, 2475 nucleotides long. Its product is annotated as nucleolar complex-associated protein 2. Gene Ontology annotation, cellular component: nucleoplasm; nucleolus; Noc2p-Noc3p complex. The transcript has 12 exons. Gene Ontology annotation, biological process: ribosomal large subunit biogenesis. The record is from RefSeq and is a predicted model, not a curated record. NCBI's taxonomy places the organism in Eukaryota, Viridiplantae, Streptophyta, Magnoliopsida, Solanales, Solanaceae. The coding region runs from base 61 to 2244 and encodes 727 amino acids.
UCAGCAUCGAAGAAAUUGAAGAAAAAAUCAUCUGGGGUUGAAGAAAAUACAGAUGAAAUAAUGCCCAAAUCAUCUUCAAAGCAAAAUGCUGGAGGACAUGUGGAGCAAUUGAAAAGACUCUCAGAAAAGGAUCCUGAGUUCUAUCAAUUCUUGCAAGAGCAUGACAAGGAGCUCCUUGAGUUUGAUGAUGAUGAGGAUAUUGAUGAUGAUGCUGAGACUGAAAUGGAUGGUGACGAAAUGGAAGAAGAUGAUGAAGCUGAUGAAUUUGACACUGAACAACUCGUUCAUGCAGAUGGAAAGGAGGUCAAAUCGGCCACAAAUGUCAUCACUAGUGCAAUGGUGGACUCUUGGUGCAGUUCAAUUCAUGAAAAUAGAAGUUCGGGGGCUAUCAGGUCUCUCAUGAGAGCUUUCCGCACAGCUUGUCAUUAUGGCGAUGAUACUGGUGAAGAUGCUAAGUCAAAGUGGAGUACUAUGUCUAGCGCUGUGUUCAACAAGAUAAUGUUAUUUGUUCUAAAAGAAAUGGAUGGAAUUCUUCGUGGCCUGUUGAAGUUACCAACUUCUGGUGGGAAGAAGGAGAUGAUAAAGGAUAUGUCCAAUACUAAGCGGUGGAAGAGCAACAACCACUUGGUGAAAUCAUAUCUUGGGAAUGCGCUACAUGUUCUAAAUCAGAUGACUGAUACAGAAAUGAUAUCAUUUACAUUACGAAGACUCAGAUUUUCAUCUGUAUUUUUGGCUGCUUUUCCAGUUCUGUUAAGGAAAUAUAUAAAGGUUCUUCUUCAUUUCUGGGGUACAGGCGGAGGUGCACUACCAGUUGUCUCUUUUUUGUUUCUAAGAGACCUGUGUAUACAGCUUGGUUCUGAUUGCAUUGACGAGUGCAUUAGAGGGAUGUACAAAGCUUAUUUGUUGAACUGCCAAUUCAUGAGUGCGUCAAAGCUGCAGCAUAUUCAAUUUCUUGGUAAUUGUUUCGUUGAACUACUUAGGGUGGAUCUUCCCAAUGCAUACCAGCAUGCCUUUGUUUUCAUUCGGCAGUUGGCAAUGAUUUUAAGGGACGCUCAUGGUAGUACUAAGACCAAGAAAUCGUCUCAAAAGGCUAAUCAAUCAUCCAAGGAAGCACACAAUACUAAGGGCAAGGAAUCAUUUCUGAAGGUUUACCAGUGGAAGUAUAUACAUUGUCUUGAGCUGUGGACUGCAGCUAUCUGUGCAUACAGUUCAGAACCAGAGUUUAUGCCCCUGGCUUAUCCGCUGACACAAAUAAUUUCUGGAGCAGCUCGUUUGGUUCCAACUGCUCGCUAUUUUCCCCUUAGAUUGCGGUGCAUCAAAAUGCUCAACAGAAUUGCUGCCUCCACGAAUUCUUUUGUUCCUGUGUCCUCACUCCUCUUAGACAUGCUGGAGAUAAAAGAAUUGCAUAGGCCUCCAACUGGGGGAGUUGGAAAAGCCAUAGAUUUCCGUACUGUUUUAAGGGUUAGCAAACUUUCGCUGAAAACGAAAGCAUUUCAGGAAGCAUGUGUGUUUUCUGUGGUUGAGGAGCUUGCUGAGCAUCUUGCUCAGUGGAGCUACUCGGUUGGUUUCUUUGAGCUGUCUUCUGUCCCUGCAGUUAGGUUACGCAACUUUUGCAAGUCCACCAAUGUUGAUAGAUUCCGUCGUGAAAUAAAGCAAAUCAUUCGCGAGAUUGAAGCCAAUUCGGAGUACACAAAUAAGAAGCGCAUGACGGUUUCAUUUCUGCCUAAUGACCCAGCUGCAGCAUCUUUUCUUGAGGAUGAUAAGAAUGCAGGGGUGAGUCCUCUAUCAAAAUAUGUUGCCAGUCUCCGACAGAGAGCACAACAGAGAAAUGAUUCAUUAAAGGAAUCCAGUAUACUUGUUGGUCAAGACUCAUCCGCCUACGGGAGUAAGAUAACUGAAAGCGAUGAAGAUGAUGAUGGCGAAGAUAACAAAGGAGAUGCUGUCUUCAGUUCUUCUUGGCUACCUGCAGGCACUCCCAAGUCUGAGGAGUCUAAAGAGGAGAAACAGAAGAAAAAGAAGAGAAGGAAGGAGCAAGAUGAUGAGACCGCUUUCGACGAAGACAUAGUAGAGGAUUUUGUCCUUAGUUCUGAUGAUGAGGAGGGUUCCUUGAGUGAAGCCCCCUCUGACGAAGAAGUAAGCAUAAAAGAAAAGCCAUCUAAAGCGCCUUCAAAGAAGAAAGGAAAAACUCAUCGGAGGAAGAACAAGAAAAGGAAGCAAUCCAAUCCAGUAGCAUCUGCUGUUUGAUGAUUCUUGAAGAAGGAACAAGAACAGUGUAGCCAUGAGUCAAUUUGUCCAGUGUAACUUUGCUGCAUGUUUGCUAUAACAAAAAAUACUUAUGCUGUAGAAGUUAGCUUAUCAAUUUUGUUUUUCUUUAUCCUUCCUUUUAUUUUCGUUCCAUAUAGGCAGACUACGUAUAACAAUUCAUAUAUAACUAAUCCCAUCUAGUUGGGAAUUGAGAUGUAAUUCAUUGAUCGA